Molecule: messenger RNA, 775 nt
Organism: Rattus rattus (black rat)
Lineage: Eukaryota; Metazoa; Chordata; Mammalia; Rodentia; Muridae
Product: SIN3-HDAC complex-associated factor-like
Exons: 1
Coding region: 110-775 (221 amino acids)
Biological process (GO): negative regulation of cell migration
Source: RefSeq, a predicted model, not a curated record
UCGUUCUGGACUCGGCGCUGGUGGAAGGAGUGCUUGCAGGGGGUUGGCCUGGUACAGUUUGCACCGUGGGGAUGCUGCUGCCGCUGGAAGCUUUGAACCAGAAGAAAAGAUGUUUGGUUUUAACGAGCCAAAGAUGUACCAAAGUAUAGAGGGGUGCCGUAUAUGCAGAGCCAAGUCCUCCAGCUCUCGGUUCACGGACAGUCAACGUUAUGAAGAGGACUUCCAGGGCUGUUUUGGGUUGCAUGAGACUCGCUCAGGAGACGUCCGCAACGCCUGUGUGCUGCUUGUGAAAAGAUGGAAGGCGUUGCGGGCUGGAUCCAACGAAAACUGGAAUCUUGUGGUAGACGCAAGAGCAGGCCCGAGUCUAAAGACAACAUUGAAACCAAAGAAAGUGAAGCCUCUGUUUGCCAACAGGAUGAAAAGCAAUCAGAUCAGGAAACUGCAGAAGGAAUUUAAACGCCACAGUUCUGAUGCUCAUAGUACCACCUCAAGUGCCUCUCCAGCCCACUCUGCAUGCUACAAUAACCGGUUAGGUGAGGGCUCAGAUACAGAGAUGGCUUCCGGCUCUAAUAGAACUCCAGUUUAUUCCUUCUUAGAUCUUACCUACUGGAAAAUACAGAAGGUAUGUUGUGGGAUCAUCUAUAAGGGCCGUUUUGGGGAAGUCGUCAUCAGCACUCAUUUCUUCAAGCCUUGCUGCAGCUGUAAGAAAGCAGCCUCCGAGAAGCCUGAGGAGCAGGGGCGGGCGCUUCUGCUCCUCUCCACUCAGGACUGGUGA